This is a messenger RNA of Closterium sp. NIES-65, 2259 nucleotides long. The record is from the annotation of a GenBank genome assembly. Lineage: Eukaryota; Viridiplantae; Streptophyta; Zygnematophyceae; Desmidiales; Closteriaceae.
AUGCUGCGCGACAUCUCAGGCGGGCAAAGGAAGCGAGUCACCACACGCGUGUCCCUCGUGGGCCCCAAGCAAGUUCUCCUGAUGGACGAGAUCAGCACAGGGCUGGACUCCUCCACCACCUUCCUCAUCAUGCGCUGCCUGCGCCACCUCACGCACCUCCACGCCGCCACCACACUCAUGGCACUACUCCAGCCCGCCCCCGAGACCUACGAGCUCUUUGACGACGUGCUGCUACUUGCAGAAGGCCACGUGGUGUUCCAUGGGCCCAGGGAGCAGCUUUGCCACUCCUUUCAACUUUCUUUUUAUCCCCCUCCUCGUUUCUCAUCCUUCACCCCUCACACCAACCCCCACCUGGUGCCCUUCCCAAAAGAAAAGAGCCCUCCCAACGCCCCCGCCCACAAGCGCCACGCGCUGCCCACCUCGGAGAUGUUCCGCGCAAUCAUCCUCGUGGCGCUCGUCACCAUGACCGCCUUUUUCCGCACCACCCUCGACAUCUCCUUGCAAGACGACAACUAUUACCUCGGAGCCACGUUCUUCGGUGUGGUCAUGAUGCUCUUCAAUGGGUUCACGGAGCUCCCGCUAGUCAACUUCCGCCUGCCCAUCUUCUACCGCCAGAGGGACGCGUUUCUGUACCCCGCGUGGGCGUGGGCGGUGCCCUUAGAGCUACUCUCCAAGCCCUUCUCCGCCUGGGCCUCCAUAAUUUGGACUGCUUUCCCCUACUAUGGGAUUGGCUUUGCACCGAAACCAGGCAGAUUCUUCAUGCAGAUGCUGCUCUUCUUCCUCAUCCACCAGGUCUCCAUUUCUCUCUUCCGCCCCAUAGGAGCAGUGGGUCCCAACAUGGUGGUGUUCACGACCUUUGGCUCAUUCGCCGACAUCCUCUUUGUCGUCAUGGGCGCCGACAUCAGCAACGUGUGGAUCUGGGCGUAUUGGAUUUCGCCUCUCAUGUACGCGCAGAACGCCCUCGCUGUUAACGAGUUUCUCGCGCCCCGGAGGAACGUCGUGAGUGCUCCUGGGAUUCCUAUUCCCUCGGCUACGAGUGCUGGCACGUGGGUUCGCAUCUGUCCCCUCUUCCCCACCACGGCCACCAUGGGGCAGGUGUUUCUGGAGAGCCGCUCGAUCCCAAUGGAUGACAAGUGGGUUGGCAUUGGUGUGGCGGCACUCAUUGGAUACAUCCUGCUUUUCAACCUCCUCACUGUUGCCACGCUCGCUUAUCUUGAUCGUAAGCUUUCAACACCUUCUCUCCUUGUUUCAUCUGUCUGCCUGCUCUCUUGCCUGCUCUCUUGCCUGCUCACUUGCCUGCUCACUUGCCUGGUCUCUUGCCUGCUCUCCUACCUGCUCUCUUGCCUGCUCUCUUGCGUGCUCUCUUGCGUGCUCUCUUGCAUGCUCUCUUGCGUGCUCUCUUGCGUGCUCUCGUACCUGCUCUCGUGCCUGCCUCUCUUGCUUGCUCUUGUGCUUGCUCUCUUGCCUUCUCUCUUGCCUGCUCUCUUGCCUGCUCUCUUGCCUGCUCUCUUCCCUUCUCUCUUGCCUGCUCUCUUGCCUGCUCUCUUGCCUGCUCUCUUGCCUUCUCUCUUGCCUGCUCUCUUGCCGUGGGACCGCCCCCAACCGGUGGUGUCGGAGGAGCAGAUAGAGGCGAAGCACACCACCCGCACGGGCAAGGUGGUGGUUGUAGCGGGCGGCAACAGGAAGCGGUCCACUCGGCAGAAUGCAGGCAGCGCUUUGGACUGCUACUGCACCAGCCACACAGGGGCCAAAGACGUGGAGUCCCAGGCCGAGUCCACCGAGGGCAAGCACGACAUGGUGCUGCCAUUUGCGCCUCACUCGCUCUCCUUCCACAACCUGCUGCGCAAAGUGUCGGCCGCGUUCUGCCCCGGGGUGCUGACAGCGCUGGUGGGCGUGUCGGGCGUAGGCAAGACGACGCUCAUGGACGUGCUUGCAGGGAGGAAGACCGGGGGGUACAUCGAGGGGGACGUGCGCGUGUCAGGGUUCCCCAAGGUGCACGAGACGUUUGCUCACGUGGCGGGGUACUGCGAGCAGAGAGAAAUUCACACACCGCAGGUGACGGUGCACGAGAGCCUGCUCUUCUCCGCGUGGCUGCGCCUGCUGGUUGAUGUUGACAAGGAAGUCAGAGAGGAGUUUGUGGAGGAGGUGAUGGAGCUGGUGGAGCUUGAUAGUCUGCGCGACGCCAUGGUGGGGUUGCCGGGGGUCAAUGGGCUCUCCACGGAGCAGCGCAAGCACCUCACCAUCGCCGUCGAGCUCUGA